Messenger RNA from Daucus carota subsp. sativus, 988 nucleotides. RefSeq names its product mitochondrial import inner membrane translocase subunit TIM23-2. The record is from RefSeq and is a predicted model, not a curated record. NCBI's taxonomy places the organism in Eukaryota, Viridiplantae, Streptophyta, Magnoliopsida, Apiales, Apiaceae. Gene Ontology annotation, molecular function: transmembrane protein transporter activity. The transcript has a single exon. Gene Ontology annotation, biological process: protein import into mitochondrial matrix. Gene Ontology annotation, cellular component: TIM23 mitochondrial import inner membrane translocase complex; mitochondrial inner membrane. Bases 213 to 770 code for a protein of 185 amino acids.
AAAAGGAGUGCCAAACCUGUUUAGCUUGCACAGAUAAGCCUGCCUAUAUAUGUGUAUUUGUUGUGGAAUUUUAGAACUCAAGUACAGUAUUUGCAGACAAUCUUGCUUUGCGUCACCUACUGUGUUUCCGAUGCCCCUUUCUUUAUAAAACAAAAGAGGGGAACAAAAAGAUCCAAUCUUUAUAAACCCUAACCCCAAAUCAAUCCCAAUCAAUGGCAUAUCCACCAAAUCAACCCGACCCGAAUGAACCAAAUCGUCGACUCUACAACCCAUAUCAAGAUCUCCAAGUCCCAAUUCAGAAUCUCUACAAGCUGCCCACUUCGCCUGAGUUCUUGUUCCAAGAAGAAGCCAUCGCUCAGCGCCGCUCUUGGGGCGAGAAUUUGACGUAUUAUACGGGUAUUUCGUAUCUCGCCGGAGCGGUCGCCGGCGCCGGAAUUGGUUUUGUUGAGGGGGUGAAGGCGUCGGAGCCGGGGGAUACUUUGAAGCUCAGGAUUAAUCGGGUGUUGAACGGGUCGGGUCACACGGGUCGGAAAUUUGGGAACCGGGCCGGGGUGAUCGGGUUGAUGUAUGCUGGGUUGGAGAGUGGGAUGGUGUCGCUGAGGGAUACGGAUGAUGUGAUUAAUAGUGUGGCGGCGGGGUUGGGGACCGGAGUGCUUUAUAAGGCGGCGGCUGGUGUGAGGUCUGCGGCGGUGGCUGGGGCGAUUGGGGGUGUUGUUGUGGGAGUGGCGGUCACGGGGAAGCAAAUGCUGAGGCGGUAUGUGCCUAUUUGAAUUUGUCGAGGGUUUGGUGAUAUAUUUUUAUGUAUGUCAUUUCGGGUUUAAUUGUAAUACAAUUUUGAUGGUUCGGGUCUGAAAUGAUGGGUUUUCAUUUUCGCCUGUUGUAGUUGCAUGUUUGGCAUGUAAAGGUGCAUGCUUUGAUGAAGAAACUGAGUUUCUGAAUAAAUUUAAUUGAACCUUAAUAUAUUGAAUGCAUGAUAUUAUUUUAUUUA